GAAUAAUAUGUAAACCAGUUAACAUUCCAAAGAAAUCUAGGUGUCUAGCAGUACCACUACUUUUAUUGUAACCUGCCCAACGAAUGGGUUGCAAUAAAGUUGAUUCAACAGAACAGGCCAUUCACACAUCAUCUUCACAAUUCCCAAUUCCCACUUCCUCAACCCCCCUCCCCCAAUAACACUCAAACCCAACCAACACCUGAAGAUUUCAUCUCCAGGAACAACUCCAUUCAAGUACCCAGCCAACAAGUGACAAGAAACCACACAGUCUCCCCAAAUAGCCAAAAACGAAAGUCCUUCUCCAUCGCCCUCAAAUUCUCUCAGCACAUCAAGAAAAUUCCAGAGUUUCAUCGAACGUUCAUAUUGCAGAGCGAGAAACCCCACAGAAGAAAAUCCCUACUAACACAAUCUAAGCAAAGAAUAUGAUGCUCUAACUACAAAGCCCUAUCUUCUUUUUCAAGAACUCACAAUAAAAAGAACACCAUGAACUAUCAAGCAUUUGAUUGCUAUCCACUUUCUUACGAUUAGUCGAAAGAGAAAUAACAAGCUCAUAGGAAAACGAUAGAUACUUUGUGCAAUAUGAUGAGAGGACAAUCAAACUUCCCACAGACCCUCAUAGUGAAUAAGAUGAAAGAUCUAAAGAAACCAUCGACUUCAGUCUAUAAAUGGCACACGUCACCCGACCCAAAAUGUAAGAUUCCAAAAAAACAAUCAUCAUGAAUUCUCCCAACAAUGCAACCUCUGGCCACUAUUGCGAGAUAGACAGGUUCAGAUGCUUGAAAUGCGAGCACGAUGAUUACCGCCACCGAUACCGAUGCGAACGGCAUUUGCUUGGGGAUGCGUAUUGCAGAGAGACGAUCCCCAUGAUCACGCGAGAUCGAAAUGUGUUUUGUAAAGAGUGCGCGGAAGAUGAGGAUCUAGAAGCUGGUGGCCAGAGCCAUAUGUCAGCGGAACCAUCAGCAGUUCAUUUUGUGGACGUCAAUACCAAUAUCAUUCAAGAAGUAAUAGAGAUCCAGCCUGUAUCUACCGAUGCUUCGCAAUCAGAGGAUACUGUUGGGCCAGAUAUGCCAUCAGGAGGAUGGGGCGAGCCGGGAGGCAUAUCGCUUCAGAGAUUAAAUCUGCAAUCCUCAGCUCGUGUACCUCCAGACCAAGAUCUCGCGAUAGAGCCACUGGCGCCUCAAAAUUUCCUCACAGUACCGCCAUCAUCAACUCAUAUCAAUACGAAUACCGCACCGCCAUCAGCACCACCGACCACACCACCACCACCACCAAUACCAGCACCCCCACCAACACCACCCCCAACACCACCUUCAACACCGGAACCAGCAUCAGAAGAAACAACAAGACAGGCAGGAACAUGGGAGCGAUUGUACAGGCGGUGGUGCUGUUGGAGUUCAGAAUAAUCCCUCAAAUAAAGACAUUUUUGGCACCAGAAACAAAUGAAAAGACACAAAUAAUACCAUAUCAACUUAGACAUUAGGGAUUUGAUGACUUCUAUGGUAAUCACCUCAAUGCUUUAAAUUUAAACACGUGAAUGACGAAUGUGCCGCA
Molecule: messenger RNA, 1551 nt
Organism: Botrytis cinerea B05.10
Lineage: Eukaryota; Fungi; Ascomycota; Leotiomycetes; Helotiales; Sclerotiniaceae
Exons: 2
Coding region: 717-1403 (228 amino acids)
Source: RefSeq, a predicted model, not a curated record